AUGAAUACGUGGGUGGUGCUUCUGCUGGCGUUGGUGGUGUCAGCUGAAGAGAACCCCCCGGGGCUGGUCAGCAAGGAUACGGAGCAGGAUCUAGUCGCAGAGGCCACACAAAACGGAGCACAGUCCCAGAAGCGAGAGGCUGGCUUAUCAAACUCCUACGGUGAACCGCUUCCCCCAGACGCCUACGGACCCCCCUUGAACAUACCUAAUAUAGUUCCAGAUUUACCGUUUCCAGCACCAGUCUACGGGGUACCAGAAACCACCAUCUUCUUAGAAACACCUCCAGGGGCUUAUGGGCCACCUCAACCUGUUGUCUUCCCUAGCCAGAAAUAUGAAGGUCCACCGCCGCCCAUCGGCAAACCAAAACCUUCCUACGGCCCGCCAAAGUUCCACCCACCGAAGCAAUCUUACGGCCCGCCAAAACCCAUAUAUGGUCCACCGAAAAAGACGUAUGGGCCACCAAAACAAGUACUUCCAAAACCAAAUUACGGCGCGCCAUUUAAGCCACCGAAGAUAUCCUUCCCAAAACAAGGGUACGGUGUUCCGAAACCGAUUUACGGAGCCCCGAAACCUGUGUAUGGCCCUCCCAAGACUAAUUAUGGACCACCGCAGCUGAACCAAAACAUACAUUUUGAUCUGCCACAUAACUUUGGUAAUUUCGGGGGCGGUAUCGGAUCAGUUGGUCCGAUAAGCAGUAUUGGUACAAACUUCGGCAGCCUCGAAACUAGUGUUGGCACCAGUAUUGGGACAAAUCUGGACUUGGGAUUGAACUUACCAGCUCCAAUUUAUGGUACACCGAUAACUAGCCUACCCGGGAAUCUGAAACCUAAAUUCCCUGUACCUUCGGACCAUUACGGCCCACCGGGACAUCAUUUAGGGCCAAUUGGUCCAAACGACCAAGUUGUUGUGCAAGAUUUUGAAAGUAUAGGUCAUUAUGGACCUCCACAGCCUGAUCCCAACCCUAGACCCCCUCAUCCUGGUAUUCCAGCUCCACCGACGCCUCCUCAUGUGUUGUAUGAUGGAUGGAAACCUAUUCCAGGGGUAUCAAAAGCUAUUGAAGGUAUUGGACAUCUAGAAACGUUAGAUCAGUACGGACCGCCACCACCUCUUCCACCUAAUAUCCAGGAAGUGACAAUAAACCUUGACGGACACUCGUUGCCUAAUUUAGACCAGCCUCAAUUCUCAGGUGCUCAAAUAACUACUGGUUACUCCAAUGUUCAUCAAGAUGCUUUAGCGAAUAUAGAUUUGAAUGCUAUAGUCGGAGGUGAUUCUAACCACAUCGAUCAAUCGAAGACAGUUUUCGAAGCGCAUUAUACAGAAAAUAAUAACAAUCCUCACGGUGACAUAGCCUUUAUACAAACUGGUAUACAGGAAAAGCCACACAACCUUGAGUCUUACGGACCUCCGCCUUUAGAAUCAUUUUCAAAUGGCCCAUAUCCACCAUCUCAUAGACAGCAGGGAGCGAAAGGUUUGAUACCACCAUCUGGUAUAUACGGAGUUCCUCCAGGGAGUCAAUAUGGGGCUCCUCCGAAACCGUUGCCAGCUAACCUUCCAAUUCCGUACGGCACAUUUUCCGGAGGAGGUCACUCGAUCCAUACAGGCGGUCAUAAUCCUCGACAUCCGAUAAAAUUCAGAGAAUCCGUCCCUGAAGGUUUGAUUCAGCAAAUAGGGCAUAUAUCACAUCAUAAGGAUACUCAUGCUAUCGAUCACAUCAAAACUGGUCCAGCAUACUUACCUCCACCUAUAAGAGAUAUUAAAGAAAUCAACCAUCAAGGCAAUCAUGGAUUUAACGGAAUAUCACUAUCUAUAGAACCCUCGAAUUUGUAUAGUCUUCCUCAUGCAGGACAAUCAAUAAGCUUCCAACAAAUACAACAGGCACCACAGCCUAGCAAUUUAUACGGUUCUCCCAUAGAUUCCUAUGCAGCACCACUACUAACUGUUGGAGAUCAUACUGCCUCUGGGUCAACUAGCAAUGCUGUAGCUGCUACUUUGGAUGGAAUGAUCUUAGCUAACCUAUCGAAUUUAGAAGCUGCCGCUAUACUGAAACACUGUCCAUAUCAUGAGGCAAUUUUGAAAGCUGCUAAAUCGGGUGAGAAAAUUCCCGCAGAACUAGCAUCCAGAUAUGUGGCAAGUUUAAAUAGUUUAGGUUCAACAUUCCAUAAACAUCAACAUCUAUUAUCACAAAAUGAUUUUAAUGCAGCAUCAGGUAGUGAUUCAUUUAACUACAAUUCUAAUAAAGAUUUAGCAACAGCCUCUCAUACUUUAGUAGAAACUGUGCUGCCAAAUCAAAUUGAGAACGAGAAAACAGUAAAAGCGAGUGCACAGAAAGGUAAAUCUAUACAAGAUAUAAAAGAUCGAUACAAACAAAACUCAAUAUCAGAUCAAAUAUAUCAAACGUCGGAGAAAAUAAAGAAUUUGAGCGCGGAAACUAAGUUACUACAGCAGAAAAUUGUAACGGCGAGUCAGAAUUUGAAUCAAGUGAAUGGUCAGAUACAAUUUGCACAAAAUAAACCACCUCAGGGUAACCAAGCGACAUAUUCUGUACAAAUUCAAUCUUCUGAAACUGGAAGCAAAGAUGCACCUUCAAUUCCACACGAACAACUGCUGUCCGAAGGUCUGCUACAAAGCAUUUUACAAGCUAUAGAACAACCUCACAUAUACGCGCAUACGCAACAAAGCAAUAGUUUGAACUACCAAACAUCAGGGUUCGGAGAUUCCGAUGACGGAUUAGUUUUACCAGCCGGAUACGAACCUGUAGAUCGAACUAAGACCAACAACCAAAAAGAUCAAGACGUGCAAGUUUCUAGUACCGAAAUUAAAGAGGUUCACCACCACAGAGGCGAUAUACCCAGCGAUUGUGAUUUAAGAGCAGACAAUUCUAUAACGCAUACGAUCGUUGUGCCCGCACCUAAUAAUUUCGAAAAUGUACCACCAGUGGAAGAUGUGGAAGACAAUGAUGUUGCGGUGUACUUCGGUGAUAAUGCAAAAGAGAGUUCGGAAAAGCAAGAACCGGUGACAGAAAUAUCAGUAGCUACAUCUAUCAGUGAAGACGAUGAACACUAUGACAAAGCGCCAGAGUUCGGUGAUAAGAUUAAGAAGACGUGAGCUGUAGAAUUAGGCCUGGCUGAAUAUUGGGUACUAUCGGUUAAGCAAUUAAAGCAAUGCCAAUACCACGAGAUAAUAAAUGUUAAUGCUGACCUCACUUACGCAGCGGUGUUCGCUGUAGCCUUGUAUGUAGUCCAGGAUUCGAAACCCACUCGUGUGUAAUCUGGUAUUUGAACAACCGUCAAAAAAAAGCGACAGUAGCCAAUGUAGCACGCCGUAGGAUAGUUUCUAGUCUUAUUUAAACAGUGCGACUGAUAAAGGCGCGG
This is a messenger RNA of Pararge aegeria (speckled wood butterfly), 3371 nucleotides long. RefSeq lists its product as uncharacterized. The transcript is spliced from 5 exons. The record is from RefSeq and is a predicted model, not a curated record. The coding region runs from base 1 to 3105 and encodes 1034 amino acids. NCBI's taxonomy places the organism in Eukaryota, Metazoa, Arthropoda, Insecta, Lepidoptera, Nymphalidae.